UACAGUAUGGAAAUUGUUUGUUAUAUUCUGCCCGUGAUGAUUUGCGCAGUAAUUCCUGUGCAGCCCGUAUUGAUGAUAAGAAAUGCUGACCCUGCACUUUGUCAGACACAAGAGAUGCAAGGAUUGUGUGCCUUGUCUGGGAAAUGGAGAAAUCAGCUACAGUCAGAAAUGAUGAUAACCUGUAAAGACGGAACCAUACAAGGUCAAUAUAACAGCGCCGUCGGAAAUGCUGAACGAGAGUACGACAUCGCAGGGAGGUAUCUACAGGUGAACGAGACAGAAUAUAUCGUAGGAUGGUCUGUUGCCUAUAAAAAUCAGUACCGUGAUGCUAGAUCCAUUGCAAGUUGGACCGGAGUAUUCUACGCUACUGAAGGUAUAAUCAAGACUCAGUGGAUAAGAGCAGCAUUCCAAAACCCAGAAGAUUAUUGGUCGACUUUUACAACCAAUCAGGACAUGUUCAAUAAGGUUCAAUCCCAUCCUUGUUUGAACAACAUCAGGAACUGAAUGCAU
Messenger RNA from Saccostrea echinata, 510 nucleotides. Its product is annotated as streptavidin-V2-like. Lineage: Eukaryota; Metazoa; Mollusca; Bivalvia; Ostreida; Ostreidae. The transcript is spliced from 2 exons. The record is from RefSeq and is a predicted model, not a curated record. Bases 7 to 504 code for a protein of 165 amino acids. Gene Ontology annotation, molecular function: biotin binding.